AACCUGGCCAUGGACUCCUUUGAAGCUUCAACCGCACCUUUCGGGGUGUGUGCAAAAUAAGUCAUGGCAGAGGACUUUGCGUUCAUCAUAGACUUAGAAUACGACCCCGUCAAGAACCAGGAACUAGGAGCCGCCUUCUCGAAAGAGAGGUCUUCCACUACCACCCGGCUCGAGGAUAUUAUCAACAUCCAGGCAGGAUCAGAAACCGGUGGACGAUCAUAUCUAUCCAUCAUCCCAACUACCAUUCAAAUCGUGAAGCCCGACCAUACACUCUUCAUUUGGCGUGCUGCGUUUCAUCCAGGCACCGGUCGACGAUUCACGAGUCUGGUGAUCUCGUGCAAAUUUUCGACAGCCGGGGCUGCAUCGACACCUCAACCACAAAAUCAGAGUACAGCAAAAGGUCCGCCUCUCAAGGUCAUCGCGCAUGCUCCCCGCAAGUCCUUCGGCGGUACGAGUAGAGAGACAAAGAAGACUGCCUGGGGUCUUGAGCUGCCCAUCAUGUUUACGGGAGCUGGUGUCGUGGAAGUGGGAGUCACACCAACCACCAACCACGAAAAGAAGAGGGAAGUGGAGCAUGCGUUUACUAUCACGGGAACCGCUAGGGGCGCGCCCAAUAAGCACACAUGUGUCUGGACUGUCGAAGAGAACAAUUCGACUGAACGUGGUAUACCGUCCGAGAUACAGCUAGCCACGCUUAUCCAUCACACUUCUCCAGUGCAAUGCGAUGUUACAGUCUCGGGCAGGGUAUCAGGAGGUAUCCUUCCGCCGCACUAUUUGAAGGCGAAGACUGCACCUGAAGAUCGGCGGAAGGUGAUUGACCCUGCCGCAUUCAUUGGCCUGCUCUGUGAAUACGAGUUCAAUGGAGACCCGGAAGGUUGUGAUCGUUUGCUGAAAGACUGGACUGGAGAGGUAGAAGGGUCAAUCUUGGAGUUCAAGCAGCCUGUGACCAAGGCUUGAUAUUAUCACCAGACAUAGAUUUGUGCCUGAUGUACAAAUCUCUUGAUAUUUCUGUAGUGGAUGCAAGUUUAAGAUGCCCGUCCGAAGCUUCAAUGCCCAAUAGAGUUUUCUAAGAUCUGGCCAGCUCCACUAUUUCCAGGGAGUGUACUGUUAAGAUAU
This is a messenger RNA of Lindgomyces ingoldianus, 1116 nucleotides long. RefSeq lists its product as uncharacterized. The coding region runs from base 64 to 957 and encodes 297 amino acids. The record is from RefSeq and is a predicted model, not a curated record. The transcript is spliced from 2 exons. Lineage: Eukaryota; Fungi; Ascomycota; Dothideomycetes; Pleosporales; Lindgomycetaceae.